UCCCGCUCUCUCCCUCCCGCCAAUCCCAGCACUCUGUGCUCACGCUUCUCCUUUUCGGCUGCUCUUGUGCGGCUUCGCGCGUCGCUGGGAGGUUUUUGCUGCGAGAGCCGGAGUCGGCGGAGAGGCGACGAUGCUCGGCUUCGUGGGGUCCGUGCUGGCGCUGUUCGCAUCUGUCCCCCUCCUGGUAUUUGUGGUUGCUCCUAUCUUCAGGUCUGUGAUUGGUGGGCUUAGACUUGCAGCCUUUUCAGCUCCUGCCUCUGCAACAACUUCCUUGUGCUAAACGAGCUUCGACGUGAUGACGAAGUUUAUUGCAGGAGGAGUGUGCAAGUCUGCCGCGAAGCUCAAUGGGAAGGUUGUUGUGAUCACAGGGGCCAACACCGGCAUUGGGAAGGAAACUGCCCGAGACCUUGCAGGAAGAGGUGCCAAAGUCAUCCUUGCCUGCAGAGAUAUGGCAAAGGCAGAAACAGCAGCCUGUGAAAUCCGGACCACGACAGGGAACCAGCAGGUUACGGCAAAGAAACUGGACUUGGCAGACACCAAGUCGAUUCGAGAAUUUGCUGAGAAUUUCCUCAAAGAUGAGAAAGAACUCCAUAUCCUCAUUAACAAUGCAGGGGUUAUGCUUUGCCCGUACUCCAAGACAGCCGAUGGCUUUGAGAUGCAUCUAGGAGUCAACCACCUGGGGCACUUCCUUUUAACAUUCCUGUUGAUAGACUGCCUGAAGCAGUCUGCACCAGCACGCAUAGUCAAUGUAUCCUCACUGGCCCAUCAUGGUGGGAGGAUUCGCUUCCAUGACCUCCAGGGCGAGAAGUCCUACAAUCGGGGCCUGGCAUACUGUCAUAGCAAACUGGCCAAUAUUCUCUUUACCCGGGAGUUGGCCAGACGACUGCAAGGCACUGGCGUCACUGUAAAUGUCCUGCAUCCCGGAACAGUCUCUUCUGAAUUAUCCCGCCAUUCAACUAUAUUAGAUACUGUAUGGAAAAGGUCGUCUUUCUUCUUGAAGACACCGGCGGAAGGAGCCCAAACCAGUGUGUAUUGUGCAGUGGCAGAGGAGCUGGAAUCAGUGAGUGGGAAGUAUUUCAGUGACUGCAAACCAGCAUAUGUAUCUCCUCAAGGACGCAAUGAAGAAACAGCGAAGAAGCUGUGGGACGUCAGCUGUGAACUAUUGGGCAUCCAUUGGGACUGAACGACUGAUGUUUCCCUAGAGUUGUACAUGCCUAGUGAGUUAUUUCUUGGAAAAGGCAAACACUGCCAGAGCUGAAGGAUGCAGCUCCUACACGGUCAUUUGAUACCCAUGUUUUGAAUUUUGUUUAUUAUAAAGAGAGCCGUUCAAGGCUUUCAUAUACAACAUAGCUAUCAGCAUGCUCUGGUUUCCAACAUGAGAACAGCCAUCCUCCUCUUGGUUUGAUACAUAAAUAUGGAAGGAGCAGUUGCCAAAAUGCAAGCGUGCAUUGUACCUAGUCUCUCACUCCUCAUUGUUGAUUUGUUUGAUAAAUUAAUCACUAUUACAGUUAGGUUCCUGAUGGAGGUUAACUGAGAUCUGUCAAUCCUGCUACAGUAGAUACUUGCUUGUACUGCUACUUUCUUUAUCUUUUACAAGAAGUCAGCUUUUUGCUGGCCUCUGAAACAUAAAAUGUGAUCAGAAUGGGGUGCAUUGAGAGGUUUAGACCUGCAAAUGAAAUAUUGUUUCUGGAAGCAUUAUAUGAUAGCUAGUUGAGGCCAGUUCAGUUCAGGGCAAGUUGAGUUUAAACACAUAGGUUUAACUUCCCUGUAGAUUUGGGGUCCAAUUACACUUUUGAACUUGAGUUGUGAGGAUAUCACAAAAUGGCUGCUAGCCAUAAAACACUCCACAUAAAGCAAGCUGCUGAGAUGAAGAUAAGAGUUGCUUGCUCAAAUCAGUAGGUACAAGGUGUGUGUAUUCUGAGCUCCAAAACUCUUGCUUUAAGCCUCCCAUUUUCUAGUCAACCAGCCAAUUCCCACCAAUGCAGAGAAGGCCAGCCUCUCUUCUUAAUUCAGUUCUUGAAAAUCUGUUUUGAUUUCCUGCCCCAUGACCAAAUUGCCUCUUGUACUCGGGUACAGACAUUUCUUGCUCCCUCUCUCUCCUUGGUGUCAACACAACUUCGGGCUGCUAGUGUAUAAUUAGAACUAUUUAAUUGAAUGUUGUCCGUGGGGAGAAUGGCUAGUGGACCCUGAAAAGAAGAAUGAACCAAUCAAAGUGGUAGGGGGGCCUAAACAGACAGCAUGGGGGAAAGCAUGAAAUAACUUUAAUUCUCUCUGGGUUAAAAAAAGCUUGGUGGGUGCCCUGCUAGAUAUCUUGGUAUUACAGUAGGGGGCUUAGCUGUAAAUUUAUCAUACCAUUAUUUUGUAUAACGUAAGUGCUUUGUUAGUAUCUAACAGCCCUUUGUCAGAACAAUAGAGCCAUGGGGUGGGCAUAGUAUUCUUAAUUUUCUGAGGGAAAAUGAGAAAUAAACCCAGCAGCAUACCUUUUGAGUAUUUAGUUGUUGGACAGAUAACUUUUACAAGGAGUCAGAUUCUGCAUAAAUGUUUGGUGCUGUGACAUCAAGUUGGCUUACAGGGAAAAAAAAGUUCUGCUUGCAUUGAGGGGACUUUAACAUAGUUUAAGUAAAGUAAUGCAAAGUCCAUUUUCUUUGGCUGGAACUUUCAGUUUGGCAUUCAGCACUGGACAUUUCUCAAUACACUGACUAAAUUAAACAUUCAAACUUGCACUGCUCUGUCUUUGCUUUUAAACAUUGAUCUCUAUGAUUUAAUUUAAUGUAAUUUAAUACAAAAAUCCCAACAUAUGUCAAAGUUAAACUAAAUGAAAUAAAUUGACAAAAUAUG
Messenger RNA from Podarcis raffonei (Aeolian wall lizard), 2838 nucleotides. Its product is annotated as retinol dehydrogenase 12-like. The transcript is spliced from 7 exons. The record is from RefSeq and is a predicted model, not a curated record. Bases 296 to 1183 code for a protein of 295 amino acids. Lineage: Eukaryota; Metazoa; Chordata; Lepidosauria; Squamata; Lacertidae.